Molecule: messenger RNA, 1588 nt
Organism: Gamsiella multidivaricata
Lineage: Eukaryota; Fungi; Mortierellomycota; Mortierellomycetes; Mortierellales; Mortierellaceae
Exons: 5
Coding region: 36-1547 (503 amino acids)
Molecular function (GO): protein binding
Source: RefSeq, a predicted model, not a curated record
AACGUGGAUCGCUGCUUUGUAUUUGACUUCGCUGCAUGGAUAAUGUCGGCCGUCGUUCGUUUUGCACUUUCCAGAAGCAGCCUGCGGAUGACACCCAGACCCUGACUUGCGGUGACUGUUGUCAUCGUGUCUAUUGUGCCUCUUCAGACAUCUGGUUCAGAUCUGCCUUCGAUCGCAUACUUGUCUUUUGCCAUCGACUCUUUGAAUCCACAACCAUGAGCUCUACAGACACUUCAAUCCACAAGCGUAAGGCGUUGUCGCCGGAAGCCUCAAGUUCUUCGAAUGACCACCAAUCUGACCAACACGAGUCAAAAAAACCUCGCAAGGACACGACAGCACACGCGGACGACUGUGAGGACCCAGACUGCGAAGGAUGCGCUGAAGGCGAAAUUGUUCUCCAAUUCGACACCCCGCCCAGCGCAGUGGAGCUCUUCCAGAUGGCGCGUGAAGAGGCAUUGAAGAAGCCAACUUCUAUGGACUCUGGAUCAGGACUGUCCAGGAUGGCCAAGGCGCUGUUUGAUAAGGCUAUUGAGGAAUUCGAAGCUCUGGAUAAAGCGAACGCGCAUAUCGAGAUCAACGACGGAACGGAGGUUGCAUCCAAGAUGGUAGAGACCAAGAUACAUCAUGCAGCGUGCGUAGUUGCAAUUGGAAACUUUAUGCCCUCGUCCGAGAUGUUGCAGGAGGGCACACGGAUGUUCGAGGACUUGGUCAAGAGGACGGCUCAGAAGAACGGCAAUGCUUUGGUGGGAUUGGGCAUUGCUGAGAUUUCUCAGGCCAGAGAUGUUCGUCGACAGGCCAUGAAGGCCUUAGAUCCGGAGGAUGAAGGAGAAGAUGAGGAGCCAUCGGAGGAGCAGCGGGAUGCUGCUACGUUUGUAGGGAAACCAGAGGCCCUGCUGAUUUAUCAAGUUCUUGAACACUUUACCAAGGGCUUGGGGUUGUUGAAGGGCGAGGUUGGAUCUGCAUUUACUGAAGAAUGUAUUCGUGCCGCCCAAGAAUUGGAAGAAUACGGUGUUUCUCUGGAUCUGACUUACAACAUAGAUCUUGCAACAAAGGUGUUUGAUCAGGCAAUCCAGCAUUUGGAGGACGCACAGGAGAGCAAGAGUGAGUUGUUCAACUCUAGCGCGGAUGUGUUGAGUGUUUAUGGAUCUUGUCUGUACAGCAAGGCAAGGCUGGUGGAUAACCAAAGUCAGGGCGACGAGAACCCGGCCAAGGAUUUCGUGGAGAAGGCAAUCGAGUUAUUAGUAAAGGCUGAGGGUAUGCAGGAUGAAGAGGGCGAUGCCAAAACCCUUGAAGCUUUGGGGCAGGCAUAUCUCAUGUCGACAGGCCUGAUUGAGGAUGAGGAUAUGAUCAUGGAACGCUUUGAUGCUGCUACGGAGAAGCUGUCCCGAGCAUUAGAGUUAGAUCCUUACAAUGAUGCACUCCGAGCACAAGUUGAUGCCUUACAGGGCGACGGUGGAGGCGAAGAGGACUAUGAGCUUGAGAACGGAGACGAAGAUGAAGGUGAAGACGAAGACGAAGACGAAGACGAGGAGGGCAAUGAUGCAUAGUAGAGUAUCUCUGUUGUCGUCCGAUGCGUCGAUAAAGCAUU